Messenger RNA from Panicum hallii, 997 nucleotides. RefSeq lists its product as uncharacterized. The transcript has a single exon. Bases 161 to 724 code for a protein of 187 amino acids. Lineage: Eukaryota; Viridiplantae; Streptophyta; Magnoliopsida; Poales; Poaceae. The record is from RefSeq and is a predicted model, not a curated record.
CUCUUUCUCUCUCUCUCUGCCUGUGGGAUCCACCCAUCGUCUCCUACCUCCGUGAGGCAUCGUAGAUGCCGACGAGCGUGUCGUACGGGGAGGCCAGCACCUGCGCCUGGUCGACGAGACGAAGCAUGAAGCCGUGCCCGUCGUGGCGGUGGCGACUGAGAUGGCCGUGACGGAGGCCGAGAAGAAGGCGGAGGAGAAGCCCGCGCCGGCGGCCGAGGAGAAGGAUGCGAAGAGGGCUGAGGAGAAGGCCGCAGUCCUUUGGCAAGGGAGGAGGAGGGGGAGCGGCUGCUGCUGCUGCCCGAGCCCAAGCAGCAUCGCGCGUGCGUCGCGGCGCUCGACAACGUCCCUCGGCGGCCCGGACGUGGAAGGAGCGAGGUCAGGCUUGCCUAGCCUAGGUGGCGAUGCGGACGCCGCGCCGUCCUUCUCGUUCCAGCACGCACGGAGGGUGUUCGUGGCGCCGGAGACCACGCCCAAGUUCGAGCUGCUGGGACUAGGGGGUGGCGACGCGGAGGUCGAGGGACCAGACCUCGCGAGCGCCGCGGCGGAGCAGAGGCAGCGCCGCGGCGGAGCAGAGGCAGCGCGCGGCACCGACGAAGCCCUUCCUGCGGGUCACCUUGAACCGCAAGCCCUCGAUCCCUUCGUUUGUGCUCAGAUGCAUCUCCUCACGCCCCUCCUCUCUGCAACUGCAGAUGCAUUGGUACUGCAGCUAGCUAGUGCUAGGUAGCUUGCACAUGGCGUGAAGGUGCAGUGCCAUGUAGCAUGUGGCCGUCAGAGGCAUGCGGGCUGGGGUGCGGGCAGCAGCGCGAAGGGGAAGCGGGGGAGGUAGGUGGCGCAAGAGUGCGGGGGAGGAUCCGUCGAUGCGAGAGUUUAACGCUGGACGGAGGAAGAAGAGAUGGAGGUGGAAGAAGAUAGGUGGGUCCCAUCAGUCAUAGAAAUACACGGACAAAGAGCACGACAUAUAUCACUACCGGAAUAAAGAUUUUUGCCGAGUGUCAAA